Xenopus tropicalis (tropical clawed frog) is the source of this 853-nucleotide messenger RNA. Its product is annotated as serine/threonine-protein kinase N1-like. Lineage: Eukaryota; Metazoa; Chordata; Amphibia; Anura; Pipidae. The transcript is spliced from 3 exons. The record is from RefSeq and is a predicted model, not a curated record. The coding region runs from base 26 to 406 and encodes 126 amino acids. Gene Ontology annotation, molecular function: ATP binding; protein serine/threonine kinase activity.
CACUGGUUUAACAAAUAAAUAUUUCAUGUUUCAGUUCCCAUUUGAUGCAGAAGAUGACAUGGAAUUAUUUGAGAGCAUCAGGAACGACAAACCUGCCCUGACAGAGGAAUUGUCAGAGGAAGCUCAGUGCCUAAUACUAAGAUUACUGGAGAAAAAUCCAUGUCAUCGCCUCGGAUCCAGCGAGACUGGUGCUGAAGAGGUUAAAGCCCAUGAAUUCUUUGAAGAUAUUGAUUGGGAAGAAUUUCUUGAAAGAGAACUGAUGCCUCCAUUUAAACCAGAUGUCAGUGGCCUUACAGAGAGUACCAGGCAAUCUGAAUGCCAAGCCUGGGGAUUAAUGCCACCAGCUGAAGCGAUAUCAGCAGAAGCACAAGCGUUAUUUGAAGGAUUCGACUAUUCAGCUGAGUGAGAGGCAAUUGCAAGGGGCAGAUAUAUGACUGGAAAGGGCGGGUGGAGGGCCAGUCCAUAUACAAAUCAAAAGCCCCAUUGACUUAAAGUUAACAUCAGAUGCCCCAAGUCAUCAGUUUCUGAAGGAACAGUCUAAUGGUGGCGCCAAAGUAUCUGUACGUCAGCCCUAAAGAGCAGAGUUCUGGACUGAGAUCCAAAAGAGACCCCGGCAUUUCAAGUACAGAGAUCCAAACAGCCCCCUGUGGCAUUUGCCUGAAUCUACAGAUUGCCACCCCGGGCCUGACCUGAUUGUAAAGGAACAGCCUAAUGGUGGAACAACAGUAUCUGCAGGUGGCUCCAGAGUAUCUGUACAUCAGCCCUGAAGAGCAGAGUCAUUCAAGAGUCAAUGAGUGAGAUACAGACUGUUGGAAGGGGCAAAUAUAUGACUGGAGCGCACUGGGAGGACUUA